Quercus robur (English oak) is the source of this 636-nucleotide messenger RNA. RefSeq lists its product as uncharacterized. The record is from RefSeq and is a predicted model, not a curated record. The transcript is spliced from 2 exons. Lineage: Eukaryota; Viridiplantae; Streptophyta; Magnoliopsida; Fagales; Fagaceae. The coding region runs from base 1 to 636 and encodes 211 amino acids.
AUGGGUAGCUCUUUGUUUCGCAAAUUGCUUCUUGAUGACUCCAAUGAGGAUGAAAUAAUCAAAGAAGUUGUCAUGGAUUCAACGUCACGAAAACGUCGUUCCUAUAUUAGACGUAACCAUUUGGCAAGCCAUGAAAGGCUUUACCUUGGCUACUUUGCCGACUCACUAGUUUAUCCAGAGAAAGUAUUUCGGAGGAGAUUUCAGAUGAACCGUUCUCUUUUUCUUAAUAUUAUUUCUAAGGUAGAAGUUCCUGAUCCAUACUUUGUCCAAAAAAGAAAUGGUGGCAAAAAGCUUGGGUUAUCUUCCUUUCAAAAUAUCACUGUUGCACUUAGGAUGCUUGCGUAUAGAGUAAUGGGUGAUUUUAUGGAUGAGUAUGUGCGGAUUGAAGAAACCACUCUAGCACAAAGACGUGCUCCUCCAACUAAUUACUCAAUCAAUGGUAAUAACUACAACAUGAGAUAUUACCUUGCUAAUGGAAUAGAUCCAAAUUGGGCAACAUUUGUGAAGACAAUUCCAGCUCCACAAGGAGAAAAAAGAAAAUUAUUUGUCAAAGCUCAAGAGGCGUAUAGGAAGGAUGUUGAGCAUGCAUUUGGAGUACUACAGGCACGAUUCGCAGUUGUUCGUGGACCUACAUGA